Oppiella nova is the source of this 1779-nucleotide messenger RNA. The record is from the annotation of a GenBank genome assembly. Lineage: Eukaryota; Metazoa; Arthropoda; Arachnida; Sarcoptiformes; Oppiidae.
GAUUACGAGGGCUGCGACUAUACCUCUUCUUACAGAUAUCAACUCAACUCACAUACAGUUAAACACUCAGACGUCCGGCCCUUUAAAUGUCAUUACGAGGGCUGCGAUCAGGCUUUCAAGACUCAGCCAACACAACGCAAACAUUUCCUCAGACACGAGACCGAAGCCUUCAUCUGUCCUGUGAUUGGAUGCGAUCGUAAGUUUCGGACACUGCCUCAGCUCACGUACCACUCGUCGGUUCACACAAACCAACCGACCAUUCGAGUGGUCGCUCAUAAUAAGGCCCAUAGAGUAAAGGUAAAGAGGAAUUACCGGUGCGAAUGGCCCGGCUGUACCUUCUUUGGACGCAACGUCGUUAUCCACAGCCGUAUCCACACGGGAGAGAAACCAUACCCGUGCGAGUGGCCUGAAUGUGGCAAAAGUUUUGCCUAUAAAGGUCACCUCAAAGUACAUAUUGAUAUGCAUUUAAAGAUCAAACCACACGCUUGUCUGUGGCCCGGGUGUACAUACCGGUGCACUUUGAAGGACAAACAAGAGUUCAAUGAGUUGUUGCGGACGCGAGAAGUGCACCGAAAGACAACUCAUCCCAUGAUAUCAGGUGCCGGUGUUGUGGACAACAGAAGUGAUGCCAACAAAUGUCACACAAUUGUGAUCAAUGGACAAGAAUUAGCACAUUGGCUAAGACAGCAUCAAAUACAAGAAUCGAAUCAAUUGAGUGGUCGUUUCAAUGAAGACCUAAAUGGAGAUAAGGAUGAAGACUCGGAUGAAGACUCGGAUGAGGCAUAUGUGGCGCCGAAGAAGUCAACGAACAAAACAAUUAAAAACAAGACAAAUAAGCAGUUCAUUGAACGCAAGAGUUGUAUGAAAACAGUUAAAACUAGAUCUCAAUCAAAGUCUAUAAGUCUUAAGAGGUCUCCAAAUUAUAACAUGAAGUUUAGGUGUGAUUAUAAGGGCUGUCAGUAUAAGAGUAGCACGAAAGAGUAUUUCAUAANUAAACCAAAGACUAAAAGAGUAUUUCAUAAGAAAGUGAAACACUCCGGAAGAAAGUGCUUCAAUCCGGACACAAAUUCAUACAUUUGUACGGAAAUUAAUUGUAACGAGUCUUUUACCACUCUUGAUGGUCUUCGGGAUCACUUGCGAUCCGUACACUCAGAAGUGAGACUUGUAUGCGAAUACCCCGGAUGUAACCGAUCGUAUAAAUCGCUUAAAAAUCUUAAGGUUCACCACUUAGUGCAUGAAAACAUCAAAGGAUUUAAGUGUGAAUACGACGGCUGUGGCUAUAGUUGUGUCACAAAGAACUCACUUAAGUUACACGAGAAAAAGCACUCAACGUUAAGACCAUUUCACUGUAAUCACAGCGGAUGUGAUAAGACAUUUAAAUCCAAAUAUACACUCAAUAGUCACAUAACACUAGUGCAUAGGACAGGGGAACCGGCAUUUAAGUGCACUAUCGAAGGCUGUGGCCGCAGUUUCACCACUAGUUUAGUAUUGAGAAAACAUUUGGCACUUCAUUAUAAUGAGGCAACACUUCGGUGCGGCACCGAUGGCUGCACUGACAUGUUUUUGACCGAUAGUCAGCUCUAUAGGCACCGAUUGGCCGUUCAUAAUAAGAAGCCUUACAUUAGAACUGAGCGAAAGUAUCCGUGCGAAUGGCCCGGAUGUGACUAUAAGGCCCCUUUAGCUGAUCUUAAGAUACACGUGACUCUCCAUACGGGCGAUAAGCCCUUUGUCUGUGAUUGGCCCGAGUGUGGUAAACGGUUCCGAUUAAUCGGGACAUUU